Messenger RNA from Asparagus officinalis (garden asparagus), 1554 nucleotides. RefSeq names its product metal tolerance protein 4-like. The record is from RefSeq and is a predicted model, not a curated record. Bases 173 to 1357 code for a protein of 394 amino acids. Gene Ontology annotation, cellular component: membrane. Gene Ontology annotation, molecular function: manganese ion transmembrane transporter activity. Gene Ontology annotation, biological process: monoatomic cation transport; transmembrane transport. The transcript has 7 exons. Lineage: Eukaryota; Viridiplantae; Streptophyta; Magnoliopsida; Asparagales; Asparagaceae.
AUGAAUGCAACUGAGGCGAAACAUAGACAACACCAAAUUGUCUUUGUAUCUAUAAGAAUAUUCACUCUCUCCCUCUCUCUCCAAAUUUCUAUCCUCUUGUCUUUAAUCCUUUUAAUUUCCUUGUCUUUCUGUUUUUAUUUUAUUUUGUGUUAUUAUUGAGAGAGAGAGAGAGAUGGAAGGUGAAGGAGAGAUACGGUCGCCGUUGAUUCGAAGGCAGAGGAAAAAUUCGGUUAAUUCGCUCCGGACGGAAUUCGUGACGAAUCUUCCGGAUAAAAUUCGGGGCGGCAUCGACCCUGAGAAGCCUUUCGACAUCGAUCUCUCAAAAACUCGUGGCCUUAUCCAAGGAGAGAAAGAAUACUAUGAGAAGCAGUUUGCCACACUUAAAUCCUUUGAAGAAGUGGACUCUUUAUUCACACCUGAAAUAGAUGAAGAACAAGAUCGGGCUGAGCAAGAGCAUAGUGAAUUCGCAAUGAAGAUCUCAAAUUAUGCAAACAUUAUUCUGUUGACACUGAAGGUGUAUGCUACUAUAAGAAGUGGAUCUCUAGCAAUUGCUGCUUCCACACUUGAUUCAUUAUUGGACCUUCUGGCAGGAGGAAUUCUUUGGUUUACACAUGUGUCAAUGAAAAGUAUAAAUAUCUACAAAUACCCCAUCGGCAAGUUACGUGUUCAACCAGUAGGCAUCAUUGUUUUUGCCGCUAUCAUGGCCACGCUGGGGUUCCAAGUCCUGGUUCAAGCUCUUGAACAAUUGAUAGAAAACAAUCCCACCGAUAAAAUGUCUUCAUCGCAGUUGGUAUGGCUAUAUGCCAUAAUGUUAACUGCUACUGGAGUAAAACUUGCUCUUUGGCUAUACUGCAGAACUUCCGGAAACAAGAUUGUUCAUGCUUAUGCUAAGGACCAUUAUUUUGAUGUUGUUACCAAUGCUGUGGGUUUGCUUGCUGCUGUUCUUGGGGAUAAAUUCUACUGGUGGAUUGAUCCUGCAGGAGCCAUUGCUCUAGCAAUUUAUACAAUUGCUAAUUGGUCUGGUACUGUCUGGGAAAAUGCAGUUUCGCUGGUUGGUCAAUCGGCGCCCCCUGAUGUGUUGCAGAAACUGACAUAUCUUGUUAUAAGGCACGAUACUCAAAUCAAACAUGUUGAUACUGUUCGAGCAUAUACCUUUGGAGUUCUUUACUUUGUAGAGGUUGACAUCGAGCUACCUGAAGAUUUGCCUUUGAAAGAAGCUCAUGCCAUUGGGGAGUCCCUGCAGAUCAAGAUUGAGGAGCUCCCAGAAGUUGAGCGAGCAUUUGUUCAUCUAGAUUUCGAAUGUGAGCACAAGCCAGAGCAUUCAAUUCUCAGCAAGCUACCAAACAGCCAGCCAUAAUCUCUCAGCUCACGGAUCCUUGUGUUUUAAUACCAGAGCAAUCUUUUAUCCCACAAAAAAAAAACAGUGCAAUUGAAGCUUGGAUAAUUGAACAUCUCAAUUUUGCGUGAGAAAAAAUGAUUUUUUUUUCCCUUCUUCUUUCCCUUCUCUAUGACUGUCCGUCAUAAGUUGCUUAGAAAGCUUUGUACUCUGGUCGA